AUGGUAAAUUUUAUAAAAAAUUCAAUAUUAGCGUUAUUUCAAUUUGUUAUUCGUAUAUUUAAAAAAGCCGUUUGUUGUUUUCGUCGAAGACGUAGAUUAUCAGGUGAUUCCGUUACUUUGACUAAUAUCGGUAUCGUACCCAAUGUUGAAAAGGAUUCGGAUUUGCAAACGUGGAAUUCAUGGGAUUCAAAUUCGAUUGAUAAAAGUCCCACAAUGAUUACAACGGUUAAACCAAUUGAUCCUGUACAACAGCAAAUCGAAUUGUACAGACAGCAAAGAAUUAAUUUAGCACAAAAUGAAGACAUUCCAGAGACUAAAAUAGAUUAUUUUCAAGAUAUGACUCCGAAAAUUGUAAGGCAAGCAAAAAUGUACUUACCAUCCGAAAAUGAAGAAAGUAUUAAUUCAUAUAAUUUUUCAUUAGCACCUGAUCCUGCAUUCAAAUCUUCCGAAUUAGGGAUCUGGGAAGAAAAUCAAACUUGGGAAGAUCAAACGGAACAAGACUGGGAUGCUAAUGAUAUGAUUAGAGAAAAGAAAAAAGUCGACAGGGAAGAAAGAUUGGCAAAGCAACAGAAAAAGAAAAUGGAACGUAAAGCCAGAUUACCCAUCGGAGUUCCUUCAUAA
Molecule: messenger RNA, 621 nt
Organism: Pediculus humanus corporis (human body louse)
Lineage: Eukaryota; Metazoa; Arthropoda; Insecta; Psocodea; Pediculidae
Exons: 4
Coding region: 1-621 (206 amino acids)
Cellular component (GO): secretory granule
Source: RefSeq, a predicted model, not a curated record